Erigeron canadensis is the source of this 1569-nucleotide messenger RNA. Its product is annotated as protein TOO MANY MOUTHS. The transcript has a single exon. The record is from RefSeq and is a predicted model, not a curated record. Gene Ontology annotation, molecular function: protein binding. Bases 1 to 1458 code for a protein of 485 amino acids. Lineage: Eukaryota; Viridiplantae; Streptophyta; Magnoliopsida; Asterales; Asteraceae.
AUGACUCUCGUUUUUUCUAUCCUAGCUUUCAUAUUUGUCAUUCCAACAUGUCUUUCAUUUACCGUUAUUAUGUCGGAUUCAGGGGCCCCUUCUGCUCUUGUAGACGCCCCUCAAACCGGGUUCUCAAUGAACAACAACGGGGCUAAAACCGACCAUCAUGAGCAACAAGCAGUCUACGACAUCAUGAAAGCUACGGGUAACGAAUGGGCCACUGACAUCCCAGAUGUUUGUAGAGGUCGUUGGCAUGGAAUCGAGUGCAUGCCAGAUAAAAACAAUGUUUUUCACGUUGUUUCGUUAUCUUUUGGGGCUUUAUCUGACGACACGGCUUUUCCAACUUGUGACCCGGCCCGAUCCUACAUUUCCCCUUCCAUUACUAAACUACCACAUCUCCGAACCUUGUUCUUUUAUAGGUGUUUUGAUGAUAAGCCACAACCCAUUCCAUCAUUUUUAGGCCAACUGGGCCCUACUUUACAAACUCUUGUUCUUAGAGAAAAUGGACAUGUUGGCCCAAUUCCUAACGAACUUGGUAAUUUAACCGGUUUAAAAGUUCUUGAUUUUCAUAAAAAUAAUCUCAAUGGUUCAAUUCCGGUUUCUUUUAGCCGGUUCGAAGGUUUAAAGUCGUUAGAUUUGAGUAGCAACAAAUUAUCCGGUUCAAUACCAAGUUUCACCUUUCCUCAACUCACUAUACUAGACCUCAACCAAAACCACCUCACGGGCUCAAUCCCGUCCACCAUCGGAAGCUGCAACUCCCUAAUGAAAAUAGAUUUAAGUCGUAACCGCCUCACGGGCCAAAUACCCGUUUCCAUAAACGGGCUAAAAUCAUUAAUCUUGAUGGAUUUAAGCUACAAUAGCCUCUCGGGCCCAAUUCCAACAGCCCUAAAUAACUUGGAUUCCCUCCAAGCUCUCAUUCUCAAUGGCAAUCCAAUUGGGUCAACAAUUUCAACCACCGUAUUUGAAGGGUUAAAAAACUUAAUGAUCCUAAUUCUCUCGGACACAAAUUUAAACGGGCCAGUGCCCGAAUCAAUAGCCCAACUACCAAAUUUACGCAUACUCCAUCUUGAUAGAAACCGCUUAAAUGGUUCCAUUCCAACAAGUUUCAAGAACUUAAAUGGGCUAAGUGAGUUAAGGUUAAAUGAUAACGAGUUAAUCGGGCCAAUCCCAUUUGGUAAAGAAAUGGUUUGGAAAAUGAGAAGAAAGUUGAAGCUUCAAAACAAUUUAGGACUAUGUUAUGAUGGUCAAAGCGGGUUCGGGGGCGACUUGGGCUUGCUAUCAGAUUCGGGCAUUGAUCACUGUGACAUGCCAAAACCGGGCCCGGCCCAAAUGGUUCAACAUGUUUCCACAGGAAAUGAAGGCGAUUUGGUUCGGGCUAAUACAUCUAUUGCAAGUAGUGCAAGGAGUUAUAGUGGAUAUUUAAUUCAAUUACUAAUAAUAGCUAUGGUUGGAUUAUUAUUAUUGUAAUUCACAAGUGUAUAGUUUUUUUCUAUAACUUUUCUAGUUUGGAUGAACAUUUACAAUUUGCUAUGAUCCACUUUAAGAUAUAUAUUAAUACAUGUUAUAUGAUUUUCAACA